AUGGCCAAUAAUGAAAAACGUGGACUCGAUGCCCUUAGGGAGAAAAUCUCCCUCUUGCCCUUGAAGGUAGUUGUUCAAAGUAAACUUCUAUCAAAGGAUGUUAGAGAUAUGAUUUCUCAUGAUGCUGAAUUUGCCCAACUUUUGUUCAAUCGUCAUAAAGACUCUUCUACCCAACUCAUCUAUACAGUAUUUGAUGGGGCAGAACGAAAAAGAUUCUUCAAAAUCUCCUUAAACCCAAUCACUCAAUCUGAGUCGUCUUUACCCGAAGUAAUUGAGAUUCUGGCCUCAUGUAAUGGUCUCAUUCUCAUUGAAUUUGAACGAGUUAGGUGUUACUGUGUUUUCAAUCCCAUGACUGAAGAGCACCAAUUGGUAUCAUACCCAAAUUCUUCUCCAAAUAAUAUAGAACAUGUAGGCCUAGCGGUUGAGUAUCCAAAUGCAGAUCGCUACAAAUUGGUAACCGUCCAUAAGUUGGAGGAAAAUUCCAACUUGUUCUACAAGUUUCACCUACUUUCAUCAGAGCAACCUGACGUGUGGCGUGAAAUCCAAGUGAGGACCAUUUCUUUCCUAUCUUCACUUGUUUGUGGUCCACAUGUUUAUUGGGGCGAUUCUCUGUAUUGGCUCAGAAAAGAUGGUAGUGUUCUGGCUUUUGAUACGAAGAGAGAAGAGGCUACACUAAUUGACCGUCCUGAGUUUCUUGAUCUCGAUUAUGGUAAAAUUUUAACUGGUCAGGACAUAUGGUUAGGGAUUGCACAAGGUUUACUUACCCUUGUAUGCAUUUUCAGAACGCGCAUAGACAUUGCUACUUUUGACAGUGCAAACAAAAGUUGGAACAUUUCCCGCACUUUGGACAACUUCGUUUUAGAUCAGGAAGGCAGUUUUAAGGGCUGUCCAGUCUGGAUCGACAGCAAGCAAGUGUCUUUUCUGGUACAAAAUCCCCAGACAUGGCACUAUGAUCUAUACGAGUAUGAUACUAAUACCAAUGUGUACCAAAAUGUUGCAGUGUUGCCUAUAAUUAAUACUUACAUGCAUUGCUUCCAUCCAACCUUAGCUUCUGUCCAUAGCACACCCUACAAUGAUGCAACGGAUGAUCAGCAGGCGCAUAUUGCUGCAAAUUUGAAUGACAUCAACAGAUUUAUCAUCGAAGAUGAAGAUGAAGAAUUAGAAGGAGGAGCAGACGAAGCAGCAGGAGGAGAAGAAGAUGAAGAAGCAGGAGGAGAAGAAGAUUGA
Messenger RNA from Solanum verrucosum, 1227 nucleotides. RefSeq names its product putative F-box/kelch-repeat protein At1g20790. Lineage: Eukaryota; Viridiplantae; Streptophyta; Magnoliopsida; Solanales; Solanaceae. The coding region runs from base 1 to 1227 and encodes 408 amino acids. The record is from RefSeq and is a predicted model, not a curated record. The transcript is spliced from 2 exons.